Molecule: messenger RNA, 3459 nt
Organism: Canariomyces notabilis
Lineage: Eukaryota; Fungi; Ascomycota; Sordariomycetes; Sordariales; Chaetomiaceae
Product: DUF663-domain-containing protein
Exons: 6
Coding region: 1-3459 (1152 amino acids)
Biological process (GO): maturation of SSU-rRNA from tricistronic rRNA transcript (SSU-rRNA, 5.8S rRNA, LSU-rRNA); endonucleolytic cleavage of tricistronic rRNA transcript (SSU-rRNA, 5.8S rRNA, LSU-rRNA); ribosome biogenesis
Cellular component (GO): 90S preribosome; nucleus
Molecular function (GO): GTP binding; GTPase activity; U3 snoRNA binding
Source: RefSeq, a predicted model, not a curated record
AUGGACGUGCAAAGUCACAAGCCGCAUAGGCAGUCCAAAAAAUCAAAAGAGAAGAAGAAGCAACACUCAGGAGGACCGAACCCGAAGGCAUUCGCGGUCUCCAACCCCGGCAAGCUCGCAAGACAGGCAGCGCGCUCACACGACAUCAAAGAGAAACGGCUACAUGUGCCCCUCGUUGACCGUCUUCCCGAUGAACCUCCUCCGAGACUCGUCACGAUUGUCGGACCGCCAGGUGUGGGCAAAACUACGUUACUCAAAUCUCUCAUACGCCGAUAUGCCAAAGAAACCAUCUCCGACCCCGUGGGGCCGAUUACCGUCGUCACAUCUAAGAAGCAAAGGUUAACCUUCAUCGAGUGUCCGAACGAACUGGAGGCUAUGGUCGACCUUGCCAAAGUGGCCGAUAUCGUGCUUUUGAUGAUUGACGGGAACUAUGGGUUCGAGAUGGAGACGAUGGAGUUCCUCAACAUCCUGGCCGCCACCGGUAUGCCGGGCAAUGUCUUCGGCAUCCUCACCCAUCUCGACCUGUUCCGCAAACCGCAAGCUCUCAAGGAUGCCAAGAAGAGGUUGAAGCACAGGCUAUGGACUGAACUCUACCAGGGAGCCCACUUGUUCUAUCUCUCGGGUGUUCUGAACGGUCGCUACCCGGACCGCGAAAUCCAUAACCUCUCACGCUUCCUCUCCGUGAUGAAGAACCCUAGACCGCUUGUCUGGAGGAAUUCGCACCCGUACACGGUGAUCGACAACUACCGAGACAUAACCCAUCCGACCAGGAUCGAAGACGACGACAAGUGCGACCGAUCAAUUGAGUUGUCUGGCUACCUCCGAGGCACCAACUUUGCCGCCCAGGGACAGAGAGUGCACAUUGCUGGUCUCGGCGAUUUUACAAUAGCCAGUAUGGAAGUUUUGCCCGAUCCGUGUCCAACUCCUGCUAUGGAGCAGGCAAUUGCGAAGGCAACAGGGAAGACGGGGAGGCGGCGUCUUGAUGAGAAGGACAAGAAGCUGUGGGCGCCCAUGGCGGAUCGAAGCGGGCUGAAGAUCACGGGCGAUCACAUCGUCAUCACCAGGGAAAAGGGCUUUGCCUUCGACAAGGACGCUGAGGGAGUUGAGCGCGGCGAGGGCGAGCAGCUCAUUGUCGAUUUACAAGGGGAGAGGAGGUUGCUAGGUCAAACCGACAAGGGAGUUAAGCUCUUUGCGAGCGGGCAGCAAAUCACCGAGGUUCCCGACGGGGGCGAAGGUGAUAGCGGGAGAAAAACCCAAAGAAAGGCGCGAUUUGCCGAGCGGGAUGACUCGGACGAGGAAGAGGAACUGCCAGAAGAUGAGGGGUUUGUCAGCGGUGAUGACCCCAACGAGUCCGAUGUCGAGGCCGAGUUCGACGAAAAGAAGCUGGGGAAGAUGUUCCGGAAACAAGACGACAAGAACAAGGACGAAGAUAUUGCCUUUGCCGACAGCGAUUCCGACCUGGGAUCCCUUUCUGGGGAGGAAGGUUCUGACGAUGAUUUUGAUGGCGAGGAGGAUGGGGAGGAGGACUUCGGCUCAGAUGAGGAAGAAGCGGCACUGAGAUGGAAGGACAAUUUGGUGGAGCGAGCAAGUAUGUUGCACGGGAAAAGGCGACCGUACCGAGCAGUGGACCUCGCAAGGUUCAUGUAUGACGAUACACUCACACCAAAACAAGCUCUCCAGAAAUGGCGUGGUGAGGAGGACGAAGAUAUGGAAGAAGACAUUGAAGAGGAUGACGAAGCAUUUUUCAGGAGGACUGGAAAAGAUGGCGAGGACGAUCUCGAGGAGGACCGAUCAGUGCCCCGGUUUGACUAUCAAGCGCUGGCUGCGAAGUGGUCGAACGAGGAUGCUGUCGAAGCUCUGAGGAGUAGGUUUGCCACGGCCAAUUUGCUCGACGGGGAAAGGGAUCAAGACGAUGAUGACGACGGCGAAGAUGGUGUCGGGGAUGAGGACGGGGACGACGAAGGCGACGGCGCCUUUGAGGAUCUCGAAACAGGGGAAACCCAUGGCCCGGAGGAGCCCGAGCAGCCCGCUGAGAGCCUAGAAGCAGAACGAGAAAAGAACGCGCGCCGCAAAGAAGAACUUAAGCUCCGGUUCGAGGAGGAAGAUCGCGAGGGCUUCAAUAAUGACAAGGCAAUCGCUAGGAGAGAAGGUGGUGACCAAGAGUUCGGCGAGGAUGAGUGGUACGACGCGCAGAAAGCCAUGCUACAGAAGCAACUCGAAAUCAACAAGGCCGAGUUUGAGGAGCUUGAUGAGAGCCAGCGGACUGCAGUUGAGGGCUACCGGGCGGGCAAGUACGCCAAAAUGGUUAUAGAGGGGGUCCCGGCCGAGUUUGUCAACAGGUUCCAGGCGAGGAUGCCCAUUGUCGUUGGUGGCCUUUCGGCUACUGAGGACAGGUUUGGGUUUGUUCAAGUCAGGAUCAAGCGGCAUCGGUGGCAUAAAAAGAUCCUCAAGACAGGUGAUCCCCUAAUCUUCUCCCUCGGCUGGCGAAGGUUUCAGACGUUACCUAUCUACUCAAUAUCGGAUUCUCGGACGAGAAACAGGAUGCUCAAAUACACGCCCGAGCAUAUGCACUGUUUCGGUACCUUUUACGGGCCCUUGAUUGCGCCCAACACAGGCUUCUGCUGCUUCCAGUCCUUCUCAUCCUCUAAUCCGGGCUUCCGCAUCGCCGCAACAGGCACCGUGUUGAGCGUUGACGAGUCUACCGAGAUUGUCAAGAAGCUCAAGCUGACUGGCACGCCGUACAAGAUUUUCAAGAACACGGCAUUCAUCAAGGACAUGUUUAAUUCAGCACUGGAGAUUGCCAAGUUCGAAGGGGCUGCCAUCAAGACGGUUUCCGGGGUGCGCGGUCAGAUCAAGCGGGCUCUCGCCAAGCCAGACGGUCAUUUCAGAGCCACGUUCGAGGACAAGAUCCUCCUCAGCGACAUUGUCUUCUUGCGGGCGUGGUAUCCCAUCAAACCGCACCGCUUCUACAACCCGGCCACGAACCUGAUUGGGUGGCAGAGCAUGCGGCUUACGGGCGAGAUCCGGCGCGACGAGAACAUUGAGACGCCACAGCUCAAGAACAGCCAGUACCGCAAGAUUGAGCGGCCGACGCGGCAUUUCAACCCGCUUAGAGUGCCACGGGCGCUGGCGGCGGAGCUGCCGUUCAAGUCGCAGAUUGUGCAGACCAAGCCGCAGAAGAAGGAGACGUACAUGCAGAAGCGGGCGGUGGUGGUCCGGGGCGAGGAGAAGAAGGCGCGGGACCUGAUGCAGAAACUCACGACCAUCCGGAAGCAGCAGGUGGAGAAGCGCAAGGCCAAGAAGGAGGAGAAGCGGGAGGAAUACAGGAAGAAGGUGGCUGAGAUCGAGGAGAGGCUGCAGAACAAGGAGAAGAGGGAGAAUAAAGCCUACUGGGAGAGGGAGGGCAAGAAGAGGAAGGCGGGAGAUGCCGGGGCUGGUGGCGGGAAACGGAGGAAGUGA